CGCUGAGUCUAUCAAACAAAUAAUCGCAAACAAACGCAUUUGGAAACUCAGAAAUUUGACUGCUUUCAGCUGCAGACUCGGUCUGCCAGUGCAUGCAAUGGAAAUCGGAUCACAGGUCAUUCUGCCGAGAGAACUUGAUGAUCUCUCGUCUUUCAUUCAAGAAAAGCCCGAAUCAUUGGCAGCUGCCACUGCUGAGCUACAAGCCAUAGCUCUCCGCGCAACCAAAUUCAUAUUCGAUCUUGCUUUGCAGUCGGAACCUGCCUCUCUGCCUCAUAUUGAGAACCUUUUGUCUUCACUCAGACAGUCUCAAGCACCACAGACGAGAUCACAGACUCGCGCUAAUGCCAAACGGAAGAGGAGUCCAAGUCCUGUCCUGGAAUCCCCAAAGAAGGUCACCAUAAAAAAUACACCACUGCCAUCACUUUUCAUCGAGGAAAUGAAUGAAGAUCAAAUUUGGCAGCAGUUGGACCUUAGGGCUGCACCUCUUUGCAAUAAUCUUCUGAUGUUAGAGGGCGAGACUGAAGACGUCAUGGAAUUGUCAGACAGGAUGUACGAUGAUCCGGAAGAUGAAGGAGGUGACGAGGUAUCAGAAGAAAGCGAAGAUUCUGAAGAAAUAGAGCACAUGGAGGAUUCUGAAGAGGACACUGGUGGAUCGGAAGAAAUGACUGACCUUCGCGAGGAGUUGUCGGAGGACGAGGAGGACGAUUCAGAUCAUCAUCCAUCUCUUCUUGACGUCGUCAAAGCAAAACCCUCUUUAAAACGUGCAGCCGCAAAGAAACCAAAUUCAGACGUUGACGACGAUUUCUUCAGUCUUGACGCAUUCAAUCGUGAAACGGAAGAGGCCGAAGCGACUGCUGUUUCCCGUGGCCGACUAGGACGAGAAUCGGAUGAGGAUGAGUUUGACGACGAAGGUGACAGUAUUGAUCUCUUCAGGCCAAUAGAUGAUGUCCAUGACCCUAAUGACGAUGCUUCGGAAGACGGCGCAGAACCGCUCUACAAAGAUUUCUUCGAUGCUCCCAGAGGCUCCGGUUCGAAAGCUACUAUGAAUAUUUCUUUCUCAAAGUCGAAAGUACGAUUCAGUGAGCAGGUCAGAGUGAAAAGUAUCAAGGCAAAGGGCAAGGGCCUACCGGUGUCUAGCUUAAUGGAGGAAGACGAUUCCGACGACGAGAGCGGACUGCACAUGUACUUAGAAGAUCCGGAUGAGGUCAUGAUGGACGCCGAGGUUGAAGAGUCAUUUGUAGACGAGUAUGAAGAUGAAGACGACGACGGAGACGACGAAGGUCGCGCUAUCAUUGAAAGACUGAAGGAUGACUUAUUUGCGGAGGAAGAUGCACCAGAUUCCAAUAUGACCACUUAUGAAAAACGUAUGGCAGCACUGCAAGCACAGAUCGAGGAGCUCGAGGCGGAGAAUGUCGCUAAGAAAGACUGGGUGUUGAUGGGGGAAGCCACCUCGAGAUCCCGUCCUCAAGAUUCUUUACUACAAGAAGAUCUAGAGUUUGAACGAACGAUGAAAGCGGUGCCUGUCAUCACUGAAGCUGUGGUUCAAGGUCUCGAAGAGCGAAUAAAAGCUCGUAUAAAGGAUGGCCGAUUCGACGACGUUGUGCGAAUUCGCGCUGUCGACGAUAAGCCUUUCCUUCCGUCGCGAUUCUUUGAGCUCCAGGAUACCAAGUCCUCCCAGUCACUUGCUCAAAUCUACGAGGAUGAGUACGUCGUUGCACAAAACGGUGGUACAGGAGGUGACGACAGAGAUGGUCGGCUCAAGAAGGAGCAUGACGAAAUUACAAAACUUUGGGAUAGCAUAUGCAGCAAGCUAGAUGCACUUUGCAACGCGCAUUACACUCCAAAAGCGCCGAAAGCUAGUAUAUCGACAAUCUCCAAUGUUUCCGCAGCUACUUUGGAAUCAGCACUUCCUACCAGCAAAACCGUGUCUUCUAUGCUUGCUCCAGAAGAGGUUUUCAAAACAGCAUCUUCUGAUCCACGCGCUCGUAGCGAGCUUACACCCGCGGAAAAGCGAACACUACGUGCAAAGGAAAGAAAGGCAAGGAAGAAGACGCGGGAUACCCUCGACAGGAGCGUUGAUAAAUAUGCCAAAAUGAAAGGCAUAAAAAAACAAAAGGACGCAGCUCUAAAGAACGUGGUCAAGUCAGGUAAAGGUGUCACGGUGGUUGGCAAGAAAACCAGGGACGUUUUGAAGAGCAAAAGCGUCAAGGGGAAGAGUUACUAGUAGUAGCAUAUGAGUAAGGUCACGUGGCCGUGCCGCAGUUCCGUUAGUGUACGAUUUGGUUACGGUAGUCAUUUGGCCACCUCUACCCAACCUCUGAUUCCCUUCAUCCCAUCGAGUCCAUCGUCCUCACAUUUCAGGAAAUGUCGUUCUUCAAGCGCAAGGAGAAAAACU
This is a messenger RNA of Suillus subalutaceus, 2395 nucleotides long. Its product is annotated as Mpp10 protein. Gene Ontology annotation, cellular component: small-subunit processome; sno(s)RNA-containing ribonucleoprotein complex; Mpp10 complex. The record is from RefSeq and is a predicted model, not a curated record. Bases 98 to 2224 code for a protein of 708 amino acids. Gene Ontology annotation, biological process: rRNA processing. Lineage: Eukaryota; Fungi; Basidiomycota; Agaricomycetes; Boletales; Suillaceae. The transcript is spliced from 5 exons.